Messenger RNA from Oxyura jamaicensis (ruddy duck), 3764 nucleotides. It is a transcript of the gene DHX37, whose product is annotated as DEAH-box helicase 37. NCBI's taxonomy places the organism in Eukaryota, Metazoa, Chordata, Aves, Anseriformes, Anatidae. Gene Ontology annotation, cellular component: intracellular anatomical structure; nucleolus. The record is from RefSeq and is a predicted model, not a curated record. Gene Ontology annotation, molecular function: ATP hydrolysis activity; RNA binding; ATP binding. The transcript is spliced from 27 exons. The coding region runs from base 18 to 3452 and encodes 1144 amino acids. Gene Ontology annotation, biological process: maturation of SSU-rRNA from tricistronic rRNA transcript (SSU-rRNA, 5.8S rRNA, LSU-rRNA).
CCACACCCGCCGCCGCCAUGGGUCGCGCGCGCCGCCGGCACAACUGGAGGGCGCGGGUGGCGGCGCGCGGUGCUGCGCCGGCACAGCCCCGGGAGCAGUCCUGGGAGCAGCCCCUGCCCGCGGAGCUGCAGCUGGGAGAUGGAGCAACGCUGAAGGGAGUUGACGAAAGUAAUGCCCUAGUCCUGCCAUCAAAAAAAGUAAAGCCAAAAAAAGCACCGAGUACUGUGCAACACCACAAGAAACCCCUGAGCAAGAAACAGAAGAAGAACUUGCAGAAAAUUUUAGAGCAUAAGGAGAAGAAAAAGCAGCGAGCUGAACUGCUCAGCAAGCUGAAUGAGGUCCAGGCUUCUGAGGCUGAAAUGAAGCUUCUGUAUGCUACGUCCAAACUGGGCAUUGGGGAACGCAUGUAUCAGGCCAAAAGGGUGGUGCAGGAGCCAGGGAGUGCUGUACCUGAAAAGAUAAGGAGCAUCAGUGGUGCAAACAAGAGAAGGCACAGCUCAGAAUCUGAGCCUGAGGAAGAAUCCAGUAGUGAGGAAGAGAAGGAAGAACAUAAACAAGAAACUGAGAAGUCUUCAGCCAGAGAUUUGAAUGCUUCUGAAAAGCCAGAGGAAGGCACAAAGAAGCCAUUGGCUAACCAACAGGCUGUUCCUGCUGCUCCAGUUUGCCAGACAGCAUCCAACAAACUGUCUUGCAAGCCUGUGAUGUUCAUUCCUGUGGACAGGUCUCCUGAGAUUCAGGAAGCAAGACUAAAGCUGCCAAUCCUAGCUGAAGAGCAAGUAAUCAUGGAAGCCAUUAAUGAGAAUCCCGUUGUCGUCAUAUGUGGAGAGACAGGAAGUGGUAAAACCACUCAAGUACCCCAGUUUCUCUAUGAGGCUGGUUAUACCAGUUCAAAUGGUACCAUUGGGAUCACCGAGCCUCGCCGUGUGGCUGCAGUGUCCAUGUCUCAGCGAGUUGCUAAGGAAAUGAACUUGUCCCACAGAGUGGUUUCAUAUCAAAUACGAUAUGAAGGAAAUGUUACAGAUGAAACACAAAUCAAGUUCAUGACAGAUGGCGUACUGCUGAAAGAAAUUCAGAUGGAUUUUCUGCUUUCAAAGUACAAGGUAGUUAUUAUUGAUGAAGCCCACGAAAGAAGUAUGUACACGGAUAUCUUGAUAGGCCUCUUGUCUCGCAUUGUGCCUCUUCGUGAGAAGAAAGGACUGCCACUGAAGCUGAUCAUCAUGUCAGCUACCCUUCGUGUUGAAGAUUUCACAAAGAACAAAAGGCUGUUUUCUGUUACGCCUCCUGUUAUUCAGGUAGAUGCAAGGCAAUUCCCUGUAACUGUCCAUUUUAACAAGAAAACCCCCCUAGAUGACUACAGUGGGGAAUGCUUCAGAAAAGUGUGUAAAAUCCAUCGAAUGCUACCCUCAGGUGGGAUUUUGGUGUUUUUAACAGGCCAGGCAGAAGUUCAUUCUCUCUGUAGGAGGCUAAGGAAAGCCUUUCCCUUCCAAAAAACCAACAAUGCAGGAGUUGAUGAUGACAGAGAAGAAUCAGUAGAAGAAAUCAGAAAAUUUAAGAAAUCGAGGAAGCGGAAGAAAGCUAUGGUACUUCCCCAAAUUGAUCUGGACAAUUACUCUGUUGUACCAGUGGAUGAAGGAGAUGAAGACAGAGAUGCUGAAACUGAUGAUGAUAUUGUAGGAUCUGAUACUGACCUUGAUUUAGGAGAUGGAGACUCGGAAGAAGAUGAGAAACCAGAUUCGUCCCUUCCACUCUAUGUGCUCCCUCUCUAUUCUUUACUAGCACCAGAGAAACAAGCAAAGGUGUUCAGGCCUCCUCCUCCUGGCACGAGACUCUGUGUGGUAGCUACCAACAUAGCAGAAACAUCGCUCACUAUCCCAGGCAUCAAAUACGUGGUUGACUGUGGAAAAGUCAAGAAACGUUUCUAUGACAAAAUUACUGGGGUUUCAUCUUUCAGAGUCACCUGGAUAUCUCAAGCUUCAGCUAACCAGCGGGCAGGUCGGGCUGGCCGGACUGAACCGGGGCACUGUUACAGGUUAUAUUCUUCAGCAGUCUUCAUGGACUUUGAGAAAUUUUCUGCUCCGGAGAUAACAAAGCGACCAGUGGAAGACCUGAUUCUGCAAAUGAAGGCACUGAAUAUAGAAAAGGUAAUCAACUUCCCGUUCCCAACACCACCUCCAGCGGAAGCACUUGCAGCAGCUGAGGAGUUACUGAUAGCUCUGGGUGCCUUGAAGGAGCCCCCUCUGACAGGAAGGCUAAAGGAACAGCAGGCAGCAAAGCUGAGUUGCCCUAUUAGUCCCCUGGGUAGAGUAAUGGCAACUUUUCCUGUAGCUCCCCGCUAUGCAAAGAUGCUGGCAUUAAGCAAGCAGCAUGACUGCCUGCCUUACACCAUUACCAUAGUGUCUGCAAUGACCGUUCGGGAGCUUUUUGAAGAGUUUGACAGGCCAGCAGUGAGUGAGGAAGAGACAGCAAAGCUGAAGGGGAAGAAAGCAAGGCUUUUACAGAUUCAAAAGAUCUGGGCUGGACAAGGGGCAUUGCAAAAGCUUGGAGACCUCAUGGUGAUGUUAGGAGCAGUGGGGGCCUGUGAAUAUGCUGGGUGUAGUCCUAAGUUCUGUGAAGAAAACGGGCUCCGAUACAAAGCCGUGCUGGAAGUCAGGCGCUUGAGGGGGCAGCUAACAACAGCAGUGAACUCAGUCUGUGCUGAUACUGGCCUCUGUGUUGAUCCAAAGAUGAAGCCCCCAACAGAGGCUCAAGCAACUUACUUGAGACAGGUUGUGUUAGCAGGGCUGGGGGACCACCUUGCUCGAAGGGUUCAGGCAGAAGAACUCCUGGAUGAAAAGUGGAAGAAUGCCUACAAGACUGCCCUUCUGGACGACCCAGUGUUCAUCCAUCCAAGCUCUGUCCUCUUCAAGCAACUCCCAGAGUUUGUGGUGUACCAAGAAAUUGUUGAGACUACCAAACUGUAUAUGAGAGGUGUGUCUGCAGUCGAACCCGAGUGGAUUCCUGCCCUGUUGCCGCCAUACUGCCACUUUGGGAAGCCUAUGGAAAAUCCUCCUCCAUCUUACUGCCCAGAAACGGGCAGAAUUCGAUGCCACAGGCCAAGUGUCUUCUAUCGAGCUAGCUGGCAGCUCCCUGCUGUGGAAGUUGAUUAUCCAGAAGGUAUUGAUCGCUAUAAAUACUUUGCCAGGUUCCUGCUUGAAGGAAAGGUAAUUGAAAAGUUGGAUUCUUAUAAGCGGUGUCUGCUCUCCAGUCCUCUCAUAAUGCUGAAGACAUGGUCCAAACUUCAGCCCAGGACAGAAGCCCUCCUUCAGGCUCUAGUUGCUGAAAAAUGUGAUAAUCGUGAUGCUUUACUGGCUGCAUGGAAGAAAAAUCCUAAGUAUUUGCUUGCAGCCUAUCGUCAGUGGCUCCCUGAAGCUAUGCAUGAUGAUCUAGCCAACAGCUGGCCACCAGUACAGUAGCACUGAAGUGCCCGAGUCUGUUCCUGGGGGACUCCUUUUCUCUGGGAUGUUUUGAGAGCUUAGGUUUCCUUGGACAUCUGAUGAUGCAAAUACACUUGCUAACUGCUAGCAUAAGUGAACCAGUUGCUAACUGUGGUUUUUGGGAAGCCCACUGUGUUCUCAGAAGCUCUACCAGCUCUUUCUCUGGUGUUUUGUAAUAUUAAUGUUUGGAUAAUUCUAUCCGUUGUAUUUUGCCAAUUGUUUGCUAAAGUUUCCCUUUGGACUACAUUAGUCAUAUGGACUACAAUAAAUACGUAUCAUACUUGGCUUGGA